This is a messenger RNA of Fusarium oxysporum Fo47, 1785 nucleotides long. Its product is annotated as major facilitator superfamily domain-containing protein. The transcript is spliced from 4 exons. NCBI's taxonomy places the organism in Eukaryota, Fungi, Ascomycota, Sordariomycetes, Hypocreales, Nectriaceae. Gene Ontology annotation, biological process: transmembrane transport. Bases 1 to 1785 code for a protein of 594 amino acids. Gene Ontology annotation, molecular function: transmembrane transporter activity. The record is from RefSeq and is a predicted model, not a curated record. Gene Ontology annotation, cellular component: membrane.
AUGUCGGAACAAAGCAACAAGAACACCGAUGGGGAGUCUAAUGUGAUUGAGGUUGAACUGCUCGCCGUGGACGAGGCCGAGAACUAUCAAGGCCUGACUUUGAAGUGUAUCCUUGUUUACUUGUCCAUACUCAGUGGUUGCUUUGCGCAAGUCCUUGCAAUUGUCGCGACCGGCGCAUUUGCCAGAAACAUGGCCAACGUUUUGGGCGGGCGCGACAAGUAUAUUUGGAUCCCUCAAGGCCUGAUCAUCUGCAGCACGUUUACGGCAGCCCCCAUUGCGCAGUCGUCGGACUUUUGGGGCCGUAAGUGGCCGAUCCUGAUUUGCACUGGACUCUGCGUCACUGGCUCUAUCAUCAUCAGCAGAGCAUCUUCCAUGACCAUGGCCAUUGCCGGAUCGUUGGUGGUCGGUGUUGGGGCGGGGACAACUUCACUGUUAUAUGCAGUUGCAUCAGAAAUCAUGCCACGGCAGUAUCGACCGGUUGCCCAAGCCGGUGUCAAUAUUUCCAAUUCACUUGGUGGCAUAUUUACAUUACUCCUUGGCUUCGGACUUGUCAGCAAGGAUGAUGAGAACUUUCGAGUUGUUUGGUAUGUUGGUACGGGGCUUUUUGCCUUCAACUUUGUGGCCAUCUUCUUCUUCUUCAACCCACCCAAACGACGCCUCGAGUCAUCCUUGACAUGGAAGGAAAAGAACAAGGCUCUCGACUUGAUAGGAUAUAUUCUUUUCUCCAUUGGAAUGAUAAUGUUCAGUGUGGGCUUGACAUGGGCCAACAACCCGUACUCUUGGCACAGUGCCCCGGUCCUCAGCACAUUUAUUAUUGGCGUUGUCUUUAUUAUCCUCACGGUAAUUUGGGAGGUCAAGAAGAAGGAUGGAUUCUGCCAUCACGCCCUUUUCCGAACAAGCCGCAACUUUGCACUUGCCCUGGUCUUUAUUUUCAUCGAAGGGUUCGCAUUCUAUGCGGCCAACAACUUUCUUCCUCUGGCGUACUCGGUUUAUUUUGAUAGUGACCUUCUGAAGGUUGGUGCUAUGAUGUCCCUUAUUUUCAUUGGAGGAGCAAUCUCAUCGGUGAUUGGCGGUCUCUACUCUACCAAGGCAAGGAGAGUCCGACCACCUUUGACGGCUGGGAUGGCCCUCUUUGUCAUCUACUUUGCAUGUAUGGCUACUCUCAAGCCCGGUCAGCUAGCUGCGAUGUGGGGCUAUACUGUCCUGGCGGGCUUUGGCCUUGGGUUCGGUCUUGUCAUCGCCGUGACGACUGGCCAGAUAAGCACCCCGCCUGGCUUGAUCGCCACAACCAGUGGCCUGAUCCUGACCUCAAGAUCCUUGGGAGGCUCAGUCGCGCUCCCGGUUUAUACUGCUAUCCUCAACUCUUCAUUGUCUAAGCAUCUUGCCCAAAAGAUCGCCGAAAGGGUUAUUCCUCUCGGGAUCUCUGCCAAGGACUUACCAACCUUUGUCAGCGCUCUUGCUAAUAAUGAUCAACGAGCUCUGGCUGCUAUUCGGGGUGUUACUCCUCAAGUCAUCUCGGCGGGGGUUGCUGGAUUGAGGUCAGCUUAUCAUAUAGCUUUCCGCGGCACCUGGAGUACAGCGGCAGCUGUCUCGGCGGUUGGGUUAAUACUUGCGCUUUUUGUCCGUGAUCCUCGCGACAGCUUUAACAUGCACGUGGAUGCGCCGGUUGAGGAAGAUAUUGCUAGAGGGCUUGGCCAGCGCUUGGAAGAUGGGAGUAAAAGCGUAACUGCAACCGAACAUAUCGAGUCAAACAUUGUCAGCGAAAAGCCUCGAGACAAGGCUUGA